Molecule: messenger RNA, 436 nt
Organism: Pocillopora meandrina
Lineage: Eukaryota; Metazoa; Cnidaria; Anthozoa; Scleractinia; Pocilloporidae
Source: the annotation of a GenBank genome assembly
AUGAAAAAAAACGAAGAUCCGCACAAACUGCAUCUAGAAAUCAACGACAACAAGAUAUCAGAAGCCGUGUGUACUUGCAAAGUUGGGUAGGUUAAGGUUUUUUCGUUUUUUUAAUUUUAAUUUUGAUAAUAAAGCACAACAUUAUUUUCGUCACCACGACUAUUCUACCACUAAGAAUACUUAUACACUACAUUGCAGGUUGGCUGGACGUUGCUCUCAUGUCAUCGGUUUAAUCAAAUCCCUUCAGGGACUCAAACUCCACAACUUUAGCCAUGUCCCAGAUCAGCUAAGCUGCACUAGCUUACCUCAGCAGUGGUACAUUCCACGAGGAGACAGGAUUGAACCGGUGCCCAUUAACCACGUAGUUGUUGCACGACCAAAGGAAACCCGGAAACGAAAACUGACACUGUGCCAAAUAGAUCUUAAUAAAAAGUAA